GUUCUUGAUGACUUUGAGUACAUGAAGCUUGAAGAAGAACAACAGGAGUUGAACAUGGAGGAAACAAAGGUGCGUUCUUCAUUCACUAGAUUAUUUUUGGAACCUCCUCGCAAACUUCUCAGAGUCUGCGAACGAGCUCUCAAGAAGGAUCCCAACUUGGAGAGACUGGAGGCAGUUGUGAAGAAACUUGAUAAAGUUUCAGCUGAGGUCAGUACUUUCCUUCAUCUCAUCGAAAACGCAAAGCAAGAGCAGCAGGAGCUGGAGCUCAAGUUGUACAGAGAUCGUGAAACAGGAUGCUUGCCUAAAAAUGAUCUCAUCGGUCGACGCAAGGAGAAGGAUUUUGUUAUGCAGUGGUUAAGGAAGCCAACAAAUAAAGAUCCAAAUCAUACUUUGUACAAAAAUAUUUCUCUUCUAUCCAUAGUGGGCCAUGGUUGCAUGGGCAAGACAACUCUUUUACAACACAUCUAUGAAGAUCUGAAAGAAGAAUUUGAACUGAAAAUGUGGGUUUGUGUUUCCAACCACUUUGAUGCAAAAAAGGUCAUUGCCGAUAUGUUGGAAUGUCUUAACAAGGAGAGGCCUCGUUUGGAGUCACUCGCCGCUUUUCAAGAGAGUCUUAAAGCUGUCGUACAAUCCAAAAGGUUCUUGCUUGUUCUGGAUGACAUUUGGGAGGAAGAUAUGAGCAAAUGGGAGAAUGUACUCUGCCCUCUAGUUUACGGAGGUUUGGGAAGUAAAAUUUUGUUGACUACCCGGAUGGAUUCAGUUGCAUCUGAGAUUGCAAAGGUUAUUAAAAAGAAGAUGGAAUCACUGAGAAUAAAGGGGUUGGAGGAAGAUGUGUGUUUGAAGCUACUCAACACCCAUGCAUUUCUUGGUGUAGCGAACCUUGGUUCCCAUAAAAAAUUAAUAGACAUUGCUAGUUCGAUAGUUAAAAAGCUUUCAGGAUCUCCAUUAGCCGCGAAGGUCAUCGGUGGUGUUCUCAAUUCUAACAUGAACGAAACCUUUUGGAAGAACAUUUUAAAUACUACUGAUAUUCUAAACGUAAAAUUAGAACCGGGGCACAAUAACAUUUUGCCUAUCUUAAAAUUGAGUUUUACGUUCCUCCGACAACCUCUACAAAAUUGUUUUGCAUUUUGUGGCAUAUUCCCACAAGAUCAUGAGUUUGAUAAAGAUGAUUUAGUCCGAAUGUGGAUUGCAUUGGGUUUCAUUCAGGAAUCUUCUAUUGAAGGAGAGACUUUGGAAGCUAUUGGAGGAAGGUAUUUUGAUGUUUUGGUCAGAAGAUCUUUCUUUGACGAGUUUCAGGAUGACAAAAGAAUAUACUAUAAAAUGCAUGAUUUAUUACAUGAUUUGGCACAGUCUAUUUCUUCGGAGGAAUGUUGCGGAUUUGUGGGAGAUAAUGUAUUAUCUUUUAAAAUUCCUAACAAUGUUCGACAUUUAUUUGUUAAAACUGGAAAUCCAGAAGUGUUGAGAAUGAUCAAAGAUGUAAAGAAUCUACAUUCACUUUUUUUUAUUAAUGGAAAUGUUUUUGAAGAUUUUACUGAAGUAUUUACUGAAAUUUUCAAGGCAUCAAGAUGCAUUCGUUUGUUGUUCAUAGACUCUCCACAACAGAUAAAGAUGUUUGAGGCUAUUAAAAAUUUGAGACAUCUUCGAUAUUUGAAUUUUAAUGGAAGUCUCACUCAGAUGCCAAGAUCUCUAAGCAGUCUUUAUCAUUUGCAGUUCAUAAUCUAUAACAAUUGUGUUGGAGGAACUUGCUCUGAUGAUUUCUUGCCAAGCGAUUUGAGUAAUCUUUCUAAUCUGCGUCACUUGAAAUUGCCCCUGAAUGCAUUUUCUAGAGUACCUGGAAUUGGGAAAUUAAGGUCACUUCAAGAACUAAAUGAGUUUAAUAUUAAGAAUGAGAAUGGUUAUACAAUUGGUGAGUUGGAACAUAUGAGCGAGUUGCGCAAAUUAAAAAUACAUUUUCUGGAAAAUGUGAUGGAUGCUAGAGAGGCCCGCAAUGCAAAAUUAUUUGAGAAGAGAAAACUCAAAGAUUUAUUCUUGAACUGGGGCAAUACUGUUGAUGAAUGGAACCCAGACAUGGGAGUUGGAAGCCGACGGAACAUUGUCAAUUCUGACUUAGAUGUGAAUGUGCUUGAAAAUCUUAAACCAUACGAAAAUCUAAAGAGAUUGUCCAUAGUUUCAUACAAGGGCGAAAGCUCUGCAGAAUGGAUGUACAAUGCAGAUUUGAUCUCCAAUCUGGAGUACAUCAGUCUGAACGGGUGCGCGAAGUGGGAAACUCUUCCACCUUUUGGGCAGUUUCCCCACCUCAAGUCGUUGUACCUUUGUAACAUGCCAAAAGCAAAGCGGCUUGAUUAUAAAUUCCAUGGGAAUGACAAGGUUUCUGUGUUUCCAUCGUUGGAGGUGCUAAAUAUGGAGGGAUUACAAGCAUUGGAGGAUUGGUUUGAUGGAGCAGGAGCAGCAGCAUAUGACCAUUUCUUUCCUUGCUUAACUGAACUCUUCCUCCAUAACUGCCCAAAUCUGCAGGAGUUGCCCUAUUUGCCUCCUAAGCUCAAGAAAAUGAAGAUACAAAACAUCGGAUGGAAGGCUGCUUUGAAUUGCAAGCAAGGCUCUAACAGCUGUUGUGGCAAUUCAAAAUCCAUUCCCCUUGAAAGUUUAGAGGUCCUUUCGUGCCCAAACAUCACAACUCUUCUUCAGGUGGAUGUAAGACUCGAAGCACUGAGAAAAUUGAGAAUUGAAGGUUGCCCCUAUCUGAUUUCUCUGGGUGGACUGCAACAAGUGGAUAGUGGCAUUGAGAAAUUCCAGCUUAUUCUCAGUGAAGUUGUUAUAGAUGACUCAUCCAUGCUGCCAACGGUAAGUAUGGCGGCCUCCUUGGAGAAGCUUGCAAUUUGUAAUGAUGAUGUGCUGGUUUCUUAUACAGUUGAGAUGGAGCAGUGGUUCGUGCAAGUUAGCUCAUCCCUUCGUGGGUUGAGCUUUGAAGGCCUCAAAUCCCUGCAGUCUCUCCCAUCCUCCUUGGAACGCCUCUCUUCACUUAAGAUUCUACGUGUCAAAGAUGUUCCUCAGCUCCAGCAGCUUCUACACAUCCCCGCCUCCUUGGAACAAUUGCAUCUUAAUUGCCUGGAAUCAUUGCAGUGCCUGCCAUCUUCUUUGUCGGCUAUCUCAUCCCUCGAGGAUCUAGAAUUAGAUAGCAUUCCACUCCUCAAAUCAUUGCCAGACCUCCCUCCCUCUCUGUCUCGUCUUAAAAUAAAUGAGCUUGAUAACCUACAGUGCCUGCCAUCUUCUUUGUCGGCCAUCUCAUCCAUCAAGUAUCUAAAUUUAGGUAGAAUUCCAGUCCUCAAAUCAUUGCCAGACCUCCCUUCCUCCUUGGAUUCACUGUCUCUAUGGAGCUUUGAUAACCUAGAGUGCCUGCCAUCUUCUUUGUCGGCCAUCUCAUCCCUCAAACGUCUAUCGUUAUGUAACAUUCCACUCCUCAAAUCAUUGCCAGACCUCCCUUCCUCCUUGUCUAGACUGGUUAUAGUAAAUUGUCAUCUAAAGUUGAUAAAGCGAUAUAAAAUACUUUCAGGCUCUGAAUGGCACAAGGUCGCACACAUUCCUCGUGUCCUAUUUGUGUAAUUGGCAUCAUUCCAACUCAAUCUCUUCCCAUCAAUAUGUGAAUAUGUGAGGUGAGGAAUUGUAUUCAUGUCAUGCUAUACUAUGCACAGACUUAUUUAUGAUUGUAAUAACUAAUAUCUGACUGAUUUUGAUGAACAAUGGUUUGGUCUUAGGAAUUUCGAUGUCAGUAUUAAUUUUAUUUAAGAGUUGUUGUAUUUGUAUGGAUUAG
Phalaenopsis equestris is the source of this 3808-nucleotide messenger RNA. Its product is annotated as disease resistance protein RGA2-like. The transcript is spliced from 2 exons. The coding region runs from base 22 to 3600 and encodes 1192 amino acids. NCBI's taxonomy places the organism in Eukaryota, Viridiplantae, Streptophyta, Magnoliopsida, Asparagales, Orchidaceae. Gene Ontology annotation, biological process: defense response to other organism. The record is from RefSeq and is a predicted model, not a curated record. Gene Ontology annotation, molecular function: ADP binding.